Messenger RNA from Mesorhabditis spiculigera, 2094 nucleotides. The record is from the annotation of a GenBank genome assembly. Lineage: Eukaryota; Metazoa; Nematoda; Chromadorea; Rhabditida; Rhabditidae.
AUGAGCAGCAAUCAAUGGUGUGACUGGAAUCACAAUCGUCGGCUACAUCUCACCCUCAAUUAUCGCAGCUUCAAAUACAUCCAUCCGAUGAUACCAAGCCAUCGCCCACCAAUCAAAAUUCGGCGCACCAACACUCUCACUACUGCCCAAUUAAUGAAAAAGCUGAUGCAGAAGGAUAGAGAAGCAAAGCAACGGAAACAACAACAACAACAACAACAACAACAACAGCGGCAGCGGCAGCAGCAGCAACAACAACCACAGCCAUCGACAAGCUAUAGUAGCCAGCCUGGCCCAAGCUAUCAUGUCUACCCGACAAAUCGUCCUGGACCAAGCUCAAGAAAACAUGAUGUUUAUGCUUUCACAAGUGAUGAUGAAGCUGAAAGCGAGUCGCGGAUUGGACCGAGAUCAAACGCACAAAAGUCCCUACCACUGCGACCCCCUCGUUUCCCUGGAGCAGUUAUCCCUACUUUUAAAGUGGAACAAGGUGAAGAGGAGGAUAGUAGGCACUUGCAAGUGGGUGGUCAGAAAAUCAAGGUAUCAUCAAAGAUGCCUCUUGGUGAAGUUCUGAAGUUGAUGUCAAGCAACAAAUCUCGACCCGUCACCAAAGCCGAGCGAAAAGUGCACCCAAGCCCGACGAAUUUUCCUGAAAUUAAAUUCGCUGUGCCCGCUUUGCCGAAGCCGAAUGCUCGUAGACAGAGGCCAUCAGGGCCAGUGGCAGUCCCAGCAUCGAUCAUCGAUCGUCCAACGGCCACGACGCCUAUGCCACCUCCGCCCUCUGUUGCUGACUCGCCUCCAAAGGAGACAAUCAUUCCAAAGGAACCUGUCGCUACCGACAUCGAGCCUACAUCCCCUCAACCCAGCACGUCACAACCAACAAUGGACAUUCCAAUUCCGUCAGCUAUUUCCUCAAUUGCCGAAGUCCGACCAAAUGCCCCGGUAGUGCAGGCAGCCCCGGAAAUGCCACAACAGCGGAUCAAUCUUGACGAUGCGACCGCUAUGCCUGUUGCUCAAAUCAAAGGGAAGAGAGCAGCGUCAAGUGAAGAAAUGCCACCGCCCCUUCAUACACCGCCGAAAAGAAUUUCUCCUGGAAUCGAGGCUCCUUGUCUGGCCUCCCCAACGCCAGUGCUGGUCCGGCCUUCAGAGACUUUGCCAACCCAACCGGCUCCGGCCGUAUUGACACAAAAUCGGUCUCAAUCAUCGGCUCCAGCGCAAUCGUCGCCAAGCCCCGGAAGUGGCCAAUCAGCGGUUGCCCCACCGUCCCAACCUGCGAUUACACAACCUCAGCAAGUCCAACUCGGACAAUUCACUUCGGCCCAGGUAGCAGCUUUGUUGCAACUAAGUGCUAUGCAACAACAGCAACCGAACGCUCAAAUCCUCCAACUAUAUAGUGAGCUACAAAGGGAUAUGCUGUCGUCACCAAGCACAUAUCAACAAGCCGCCGCAAUGCAGUUGGAUACGCUACAGAGGAAUCUGUUGCCAUCAUCAUCAACAACUAGCUUAAACAUCCAAAUUGCCCCGCAACAGCAACAGUCUCCGGUGUCGAUCCCCGCUACCAUGCCACCAAGAACGAUAGUCCAGGGAACAUAUCACUUGGCCAGUCCAACGCAACCUACCUCACUACCAAUGUCGAGAAAUUCAACAACCACACUGUCGCUAACUAUGCCCUCACAAAUGCCGACAAUCGCCUUGCAAUAUCAUAGUCCAAGUGUGCAACAGCAAUCACAGCCAGCAACAAACAGCUCUGCGCCGAUGGAUGAGCUGAUGGCGGCGCUAACUCAAAUAUCGCGCUCGACGCAGGCUCCUCUGAACUUGUCGCCGCAGGUUCCUGCAACAAGCCCGGCUCCAAUCAGGCUGCCGAUGUCGCAGCCAGCGCACACCGCUCAUCAACCGGCGGCUUCAAGCUAUGCAUAUCCUGGGCCGCCGCAGGUACCACCACCGAUCAAUGAUUUCCUUCGGGUGGCGAGUAGUAACCAGAAUCCGUUCCGAGCCGCGCCGAACGCUCGUUUGGCCGGUCCAUCUGCUUUGGACCCGAGAUUCUGGAAUGGUCCCAAUCAACCACCGCCUCAGGACCCUCGCAAUGGUGAUCGCCGUCAA